This is a messenger RNA of Neurospora hispaniola, 2490 nucleotides long. RefSeq lists its product as uncharacterized. The transcript has 3 exons. Gene Ontology annotation, biological process: signal transduction. Gene Ontology annotation, molecular function: protein kinase binding. NCBI's taxonomy places the organism in Eukaryota, Fungi, Ascomycota, Sordariomycetes, Sordariales, Sordariaceae. Gene Ontology annotation, cellular component: cytoplasm; nucleotide-activated protein kinase complex; nucleus. The coding region runs from base 1 to 2490 and encodes 829 amino acids. The record is from RefSeq and is a predicted model, not a curated record.
AUGGUGGUUGUGCCGCACGCCGCUGAGGAGGUCUACGUGACUGGCACCUUUGACGGCUGGUCCAAGAGUGAACAGCUCGAUAAGGUUGGCGACCAUUUUGAAAAGACAGUCAUGCUUCCCGAUUUCGAAGAGAAGGUCUACUACAAGUUUGUUGUGGACGGACGCUGGACCACCGAUCACACCGCACCACAAGAAAAAGACCACGAAGGAAACGAAAACAACGUUUUGCUACCCCAGAACCUCAUCAGAACCACAGACACAUCAACACAAGAACCCGAGCAACAAGCCAUGUCGAAUGAGAACCGCAAGGCAGAAGGGAGCAGCAAUACAGGAGAGCCCAGCUUUGCAGAGACCAUCAUGAGCGCACUCAACACUGUAACUCCUGAUACGACUGCGCAGUCUGUCAGCAACCCUCUAGAGAACAAGAAGAACCACGGCCCUCCAGGUGGCUGGGUUGAGACCCCUGCGGCCGACGGCGACAAGACCUUCAGCGUGAGCCCUCUUCCUGCCACAGAUGGCGCGCUCAACCCCAUCGACCUCAAGCCCGGCGAGAAGAUCCCUGAUAGCGUCUCGACCCAAAAUGUCGAAACCCACGUUACUCUAGAUAAAGAGUCAUACGAAAAGAGCGACCGUAUUCCUGGCGUCGAUUUCAGCACAUCACCUGUUGCUACCCCUAUCGUUGCCACUGGCGCGCAGACCGACUUCAAGGUCGACCCUCUUCCUGCAACUGAGGGUGCUCUCAACCCCUUCAAGCUCGCGCCCGGCGAGAAGAUUCCCGAUGACGUCAGGGCUGCAGACAUCAACACCAAUGUUACACUUGAUAAGGAAUCAUACGAGAACAGCGCCGAUCGGAUUCCCGGCCUCGACGCCGCAUUGCCUCCGAUUUCCAAGAACAUGAUCCCCGAAUCCAGUCUUCCCAUCACUAGCAACAGCGAUGUCUUCAUCAACACCGUCACUCCCGUCUCAACCACUGCUGCCUUGGCUGCCCAGGUUCCCUUGGACGACUUCACGGUUCCCGAGGCUGUUAAGCAAAGUCAGGAGAAGGCCCACGUGGAGCCCGGCGCAAGUGGUAUAGCCAAGGAGGUAAAGGGCAAGGCCGCCGUUGAGGAUGAGCUAAUGCACAAGGUUUCCAAGGCCCCCUCCACCUCCGAGGGCACUGCUGGACAUGGCACUGAAAAGGCUGAGACUGACUUGUCCCUUGCUGAUGCCGUUGCAUUCGCCGGUAAUGCCGCCGCUGCUGCUGUUGUCGGCGCUGCCACUGUCGCCGCCGACAAGCUCCCCGGUGUGCUCGAGAGCACCGCAAACGCCGCGGUAAAUGUUGGUAACAAGAUCCCUGGUGCCGUUCAAAGCGCCAGCGAAGCUCUUGGUACCACCGCGAAUACCGCCAAAGACACCACCAGUGAUGUGCUUGGCAGUGCUGCCAAUGUUGCUGCUAGUGCCGGUACCCAGGUGCAGGAAACCGCCGCCAACACUGCUAGCUCAGUCCAGCAGACUGCCGCUGACGCUACAUCGACUGUUGCAAGCAGCCUCCCGAGUGUGCCAGACGUCACUGGCCACUUACCACAGGCGGUCCAGAAUAUUCUCCCUACAUCGCUUCAACCGGCGUCCCAAAACGGUCAGGCUCUUCCUACUUCUGCCGAGGUCGAGAGGUCCCUCGCGGCAGAGAAGGCAUCACGCGUUGAGGGCAUUUCUGCGGCCGUUCCUAUUGAGGUCAAGGAUUCCAUUGAGAAGGCUGGCGAGUCACCUGAAGCUACUACCAAUGCCGCCGCAGUCUUGGAGAAGCAGGCCGUUGAGGCCGAGCUGCUGAGAGAGGUGAAGCCCACACGGGCCGAGCCCCCUGCCGUAGCCGUGUCGGUUCCAUCAGAAGUCAGGGAUUCCCUACAGCAAGCUGAUGAGUCUCCCGAGGCUGCUGCUUAUCCUGCCGCUGUUGAAGAGAAGAAGGCCGUUGAGAAUGAGCUGCUGAAGACUGUGAAGCCCACGGAGUCCAUCCCGCUAGCCUUUGCCUCGGCGGUUCCAGGAACCGUCAAGGAUUCCAUCACAGAGGCCGGUAAGGCUCCCGAAGCCGCAGCCAAUGCCGACGUUGUAGCGGAGAAGACUGCAGUUGAGGCCCAACUUUUACAGGAAGUCAAGCCCGUCGAGGUAGUGGCCGACAAGAAGGCUGUUGAGGCUGAACUCCUACACGAGGUCAAGCCCACUGAGCCUGUUGGUGAGUCGUCCACAAAGGCAACAACCAAUGGCACGGCAGCCAAUGGUUCAACAGCCGCUGCUUCCAAGCCCGCUGAGACACCGGUCACUCCAACAAUGCCGACAACUACGGAGGGGUUCCCGCCGGCUGCCAAUGGCAAUGGCAAGGUGACUGAGCAGCCUACUGUUACCACUGGCCCUGAGACCACAACCACGACCACGCUCUCUACCUCUACCACCCCAGAGAGAAAGAAGAAGAACCGAGUCAGUGGUUUCUUCAGUAAGCUCAAGCACAAGUUCGCUUAG